AUGGAUGAACACGAGACCAACCAUCAUAAUCAUUUCAUCCUCCUCGUGUUGUUGCGGAGAUCGCUCGCAACUGGGCCAUCUGACCAGGUGGCAUCACGGACCACCGACCCAACACAGAUCAUCUUGCGGGUGCCUGCUUGUGGCUCGGGCACCGAAUCACACGAUCAGCGCAGAGACGAGUUGUGGCUUGAGACCUGGCACGCGGACGAUGAUUGGGGAUACGAGGAUGAUGGCAGAGGCUUGACGAGUGAGAAAUACGGGCUUGUGGCUUGA
Penicillium riverlandense is the source of this 273-nucleotide messenger RNA. RefSeq lists its product as uncharacterized. Bases 1 to 273 code for a protein of 90 amino acids. The record is from RefSeq and is a predicted model, not a curated record. The transcript is spliced from 2 exons. NCBI's taxonomy places the organism in Eukaryota, Fungi, Ascomycota, Eurotiomycetes, Eurotiales, Aspergillaceae.